GAAGGGCAGACCUUCAGUCUUUGGUGCCAGGCCUCUGCCAUCCAUCUCCAGGACAAACAGGCCGUCCUCGAGGUUGUGACUGCCAUGAUGGCUGUCCUCCUGCAAGAGGAGCUGCACCGAGAGCACGUCUGGGAGCAGCUCCUCUGACUCGUGCACCCAUGUCAGGAUGUCCAAGACACCAUCAUGGCCAAGAGCCUCACUAUCUUUCUGGAGGCCUUAGAGGGAGUUGAGUCCGUCAUCCCAAAGGACAAGUUUCUGGACAUCACCACUGCCGUGUUCUACCAGCUCUCUGAUGACACCAAGCAGCACAGCGAGGCUGAUAGCAGAGAGCUGACCCGCUGCAUGCUGCUGCAGGCCCGAAUCUGCCCAGAGGAAACGCUCCUGUUUCUGCAGUCACAGCUGGGCGAUGAGUGGGAGGCUGGACGUGUGGCAGCCCUGGGUCUGCUCAGUGCUCUGGUUUGGUCUGAUGAGCCUGUGAUGACAGAGAUGCUGCCCGAGGUUGCAGAGGCUGUGCAGCGUGUGUGCAAUGACUCCAGGACCCGGGUGAGGAGGGCUGUUCUGUAUUUCAUCAAGGAUCUGCUCAGCACUAACGCCCGGAGCUGCUCAGCUUGGGAUCUGGUGGGACACAUCUUCAAUGAGUUCAGCCGUGCCACAGGAAGAAGGGCAGCCGGAGACCUUUCUGCCCAGGAAGCCAAGGAAGAAGGAGCUCUCCAAGAGCUGUGCAUGGGCAUCCUGGAGUCACUGGAUGUCUCUGUGAGAGGCCCUCCUGAUCUCCUGUGGCCGUGGCUGUUGCUGUUUGUGGUGCCGUACAUGGGCAUGCUGAUUCCAGUCUCCCGUUGUGUCCAAGCCCUGGCUGAGAGAGAGGACCUGACAGGACGGCAGAUAGCAGAUCUGGAUCCUCAUUUUGUCAGCUCCAUGUUUCAAGGCCCACUGCUGACUCCCCAGACACUGCUGGCACGCCUGUUGGUGGUGUUAGGGAGCCCUGUUGCAGGCAGUGAACUCCAAGUCGCUGCCUUGCUGCUGAUGCAAAACCUCCACAAGAGGUUCCACAGAGCUGUGGGGGCCAUGUGGGCUGCUGAGAUCCCCCUGCUGCUGCAGUGUCUCCAAGGGAAAGAUGAGAGCUUCCCGGACCCUGCAGAGUGGGAGUGCCGUCUGCUAAAGUUCCUGAGGGCGUCGCUGGACACCAUCAUUGAUGAGGCCUGGAUCGAGGCCCUGAGCUGCGAGCUGAGCCGGUGGCUGAGCAGUUCUCCCAGCAGCUCUGGAGAAAAGGCUUUCCUGUACAAGGCUCUGGGGACAGCACUGGGAGCUUGUAAGGGAGUCCUCCACGUCCAAGAGAAGCUGCUGCAGCACUUGGAGGAAGCAAAUGCGGAGGAGCCAUCGGAGGCCCAGGGAAUAAUCUCUCUUCUCAGCCAUGCUGCUGAAGGCAACUUCCACCCAGUCCUGGACACGCUCACCGUGUUUGCAUCCAGGCUGUGUAAAGGCCGGAAUGUGAGGAUUUCCAGGCGCAAGAAGAUGGAGCUGGACAGCACGAGAGCUCAUGCCACACACAGUGCUCUCAUGCUCGCUCAUGGCAGCUUGGCACUGCGUGCCUCCAAGGAACAGCUGCUUGUCCACCUGGAGGGAGACAUCGUGGGCAACGUCCUGAUGCUGCAGGCAUCAGGCUGCAGCUGCCAGGACUUGCAGAACAACCUUGCGCUGGUGCAGAGCAUCACGGACUUCAGCUCAGCCUUGCAAGCUGUGGAUGACUCUGCCUGCUUUAACCCUUCCUUGAAGGGCAAGCUUCUGGAGAUCCUGAUGGACUUGCUGAAGAAGUACUGCUCAGGAAUCCCUGUCUCCCCAGUGCCCCUCAAGUUGGUUCUGGCCCUGGAGCAGUUGAGCAAGCUGAAGCCCUCUUUAGAAAGCAAGGAUAUGCAUGAAAUAUUGGUUCUGUGCUGCAAGAACAUUGUGAUGCACCCUUCAGCGGAGAUGAUGCUGAAGAUCAGAAAGUCACAGCAAGCAGCUCAAUGCCUGCAGCUUCAGCAAACAUCAUUGAAAUCUUUGGGCCAGCUCAUGGAAGUUCUGCUCAAGACAGAGCCCACCCGUGGCUUUUUCCAGAACAUAGUCCAUGUCCUGCAGAGAUCUAUGACAUCAGACAACGUGUGGGAGCGCAAGAGCCUGCAGACCUGCUCCCAGCUGCUGACUGUUUGUGAAGAAAGGCGAAGAGGAGAUGCCUAUGAGCACUUUGGCUCCUUGGUGGGAUUGCUGGCACCUCUGACAUGUGACCCCAUGCCCACCUCCCACCAGUUGGCUGUCACCUGUCUCAGCUCCUUUCUCCAAAUCCAAGCCAAAGCAACCAACAGAGACAUUGAGACAGGAGACAUCAGGAGCCUGUGUGAGGGGCUGCAAGCCUGCAGCACCAUCUGCCGGCUCCAGACCUCAUCCAAAAUGGCAAGGAUCGUGUGUAGAAACUUUCCUCUAGAAUGCACUGUCGACUUCAUGAUGGCCAUCAAGGAGACCUUCCAGAGAGCCAAAGGAGUGCAUGUGCGUGCUGCUGGGAAGUGGAUGACCACCUUUCUGCAGAUGUACAGAAAGGACAUCUGUCAGGAU
Molecule: messenger RNA, 2586 nt
Organism: Lagopus leucura (white-tailed ptarmigan)
Lineage: Eukaryota; Metazoa; Chordata; Aves; Galliformes; Phasianidae
Product: maestro heat-like repeat-containing protein family member 2B
Cellular component (GO): cytoplasm
Source: RefSeq, a predicted model, not a curated record